This is a messenger RNA of Rhododendron vialii, 1289 nucleotides long. Its product is annotated as phosphatidylcholine:diacylglycerol cholinephosphotransferase 1-like. The transcript has 3 exons. Gene Ontology annotation, molecular function: diacylglycerol cholinephosphotransferase activity. Lineage: Eukaryota; Viridiplantae; Streptophyta; Magnoliopsida; Ericales; Ericaceae. The record is from RefSeq and is a predicted model, not a curated record. Bases 170 to 1093 code for a protein of 307 amino acids.
UCCGCCACUUAUAAUCAAGGCCCCACAUCCCAAACUCACCUCUACUGCUCUACAGCUCUUCCCCAUUCUACAUUCAUUCUCUCUCCCCCCCUAUAUAUAUACCCAUAACAUAUACAUACAGAGAUCCGACAUUUACGAAUCUUAACUCCGUCACCCACCACUAACGGCAAUGGACGCACCCUUCCCCACCCUCCCCACUCCACUCUCUUCCCUCAACCACAGGCAUAACCAAAAACCCAACGGCUGUAUCAUCGACGGCGUCAAAGCGGCCGCCAAAAUGGAAGGCGGAGAUAAGAAGAAGAAGGGUUAUGGCGGAAGAGGGUUGUUUGAGAAUGCGUCGUUUAUGAAGUGGGGAACGGAGGACGUGCUGGGCGUGGCGCGGCACCACCCGAUACCGUGCUGCUUCGCGGCGUCGCUGUUGAUGUUCAUGGCGGUGGAGUACACGCUCCGCAUGAUCCCGCCGUCGUCGGAGCCGUUCGAUCUGGGGUUCGUCGCCACGCGGCCUCUCCACCGCGCGCUAGAAUCCCGGCCCAAUCUCAACACCCUUCUCGCUGGCCUCAAUACGGUGUUUGUGGGAAUGCAGACAGGGUAUAUACUUUGGACGUGGCUGGUGGAAGGGAGGCCGAGAGCGACGAUCUCGGCGCUGUUUAUGUUUACGUUUAGAGGAAUUCUGGGCUAUUCUACGCAGCUUCCAUUGCCUCAGGGGUUCUUGGGAUCGGGUGUGGACUUUCCGGUUGGAAAUGUAUCGUUCUUCUUGUUCUAUUCGGGCCACGUCGCUGCAUCCGUGAUAGCCUCGCUUGACAUGAGACGGGUGCAGAGGUGGGAGUUGGCCCGAACUUUUGACAUGCUCAACGUGUUGCAGUUCGUGAGGCUGCUGGCCACUAGGGGCCACUACACGAUCGACUUAGCCGUGGGCGUUGGAGCCGGAAUUCUGUUCGACUCCCUGGCCGGAAAAUACGAGGAGAGCAGGAAAACGCCUACCAUAAUCAGUAUCACCAACGGGGCUUUAUUUGCUGACGCCAAGAAACCAAUAUGGGAAUGGGAUGCUCUGAAUGCGUCUUUGAAGUGUGCAGAAAAAGGAGUGGGGAGGUAGGCUAAAAGGGUCAAUGUGGUGGUGGGGCUUUUUUGGUCAUUUUCCUGUCUGAAAAUUGGACUUACCCUCUGUUCUGGCCUAUUUCAGAACAGUGUAGUUUCUCUUUUUGUAUCCAAAUGGGUUUAAUUGGGGCCUAAGGUGGCUGAAAUGCCCUUGUCUCAGUAAGAAAUGAGAAUGGAAUUGGCCAAUUCCGAUU